UAGCUCCCUCCAUAUUAUUAGCAUCGGAAGACAUUACUCUUGAAAUAAUAAAUCAGUUAAUCCGAGGCCCUGAUCAGCUUCCUAAUAAAUUUGACUUGGCAAAUUUCCUUAACGAAAGUCCUCCAGUAAAAAUACUACUUGCACCUAAUUAUUAUUUCCAAUUUAAUACUAGCCUGGGCG
Molecule: messenger RNA, 180 nt
Organism: Racocetra persica
Lineage: Eukaryota; Fungi; Glomeromycota; Glomeromycetes; Diversisporales; Gigasporaceae
Source: the annotation of a GenBank genome assembly